This is a messenger RNA of Drosophila willistoni, 2068 nucleotides long. It is a transcript of the gene deltaCOP, whose product is annotated as coatomer subunit delta. Bases 130 to 1746 code for a protein of 538 amino acids. Gene Ontology annotation, biological process: endoplasmic reticulum to Golgi vesicle-mediated transport; retrograde vesicle-mediated transport, Golgi to endoplasmic reticulum; Golgi localization. The transcript is spliced from 8 exons. The record is from RefSeq and is a predicted model, not a curated record. NCBI's taxonomy places the organism in Eukaryota, Metazoa, Arthropoda, Insecta, Diptera, Drosophilidae. Gene Ontology annotation, cellular component: cytosol; COPI vesicle coat.
UAUCGAUUUUGUUUCCAGCAGUGCAAGACACGUCAGCUAGGCCCCACAAUUGAUUAAUAAGGAAAAACACAAUUGUUUUCAAUUAAUUUCGUAUAUUUUGAUACCGGCUGAGAAACCCAGAACAGCAAAAUGGUACUCAUUGCUGCGACGGUUUGCACAAAAAAUGGCAAAGUUAUAUUGUCACGUCAGUUUGUGGAUAUGACGAAGGCACGCAUUGAGGGUCUCUUGGCGGCAUUCCCCAAACUGAUGACAGCUGGAAAACAGCAUACGUAUGUGGAAACGGACUCUGUCCGCUAUGUCUAUCAGCCCAUGGAGAAGUUAUAUAUGCUGCUGAUAACCACAAAGGCCAGUAAUAUUCUCGAGGAUCUGGAGACACUGCGUCUGUUCUCGAAAGUGAUACCCGAAUAUAGCCAUUCGCUGGACGAAAAGGAAAUUGUGGAAAAUGCUUUCAAUUUAAUUUUUGCCUUUGAUGAAAUUGUCGCCUUGGGCUACAGGGAAAGUGUGAAUUUGGCUCAGAUAAAGACUUUCGUGGAAAUGGAUUCGCAUGAGGAGAAGGUCUAUCAGGCUGUACGACAGACGCAAGAGCGUGAAGCACGCCAAAAGAUGCGCGAGAAGGCCAAAGAAUUGCAACGCCAACGCAUGGAGGCCAGCAAGAGGGGAGGACCCUCUGCCUCAAUGGGCGGACGUUCGGGUGGCUUCAGUUCCGAUAGUUUUGGCAGCAGUGGCAUCAGCUCAAGCAGCGGCGGUGGCGGCAUAGGAGGUGGUGGAGGUGCUCCUUCAAUUGAGUUGGAUAUGAAGCCCGUGGCUAGCAAGGCAUCUGCCCAGAAACCCGCUUCUCGCAAUGCCCUUAAAUUGGGUGGUAAAUCCAAGGAUGUGGACAGCUUUGUGGAUCAACUAAAGAGUGAGGGUGAGAAAAUUGCCAAUCUAACGCCAGCAGCUAGCGGUGCCGGUGGUGGUGCCGGUUCAGCCAGUUCCAGCGCUGUGGCCAAAGCUGCUGCUAUUUCUGCUGAUAUCCACAGAGAGAGUGUCCAUUUGAAGAUUGAGGAUAAACUGGUGGUACGUCUGGGUCGUGAUGGUGGUGUCCAGCAAUUUGAAAACUCUGGCUUGCUCACCCUACGCAUUACCGAUGAGAGUUUGGGACGCAUUCUUCUAAAAUUGUCCAACAACGACACUCAGGGAUUGCAGCUGCAGACACAUCCCAAUGUCGACAAAGAGCUCUUCAAGACACGCUCCAUAAUUGGCUUGAAGAAUUUGGCCAAACCGUUUCCACUUAAUACCGAUGUCGGUGUAUUAAAGUGGAGGUUUGUUUCCCAGGAUGAAGCGGCCAUUCCUUUGACCAUCAAUUGCUGGCCAUCGGAUAAUGGUGAAGGCGGUUGCGAUGUGAAUAUUGAAUAUGAAUUGGAGGCAUCACAUCUGGAAUUGCAAGAUGUGACCAUUCUCAUACCCUUACCUAUGAAUGUGCAACCGACAGUGGGUGAAUAUGAUGGCACAUUCAAUUUCGAUGCACGCAAACAUGUACUCCAAUGGCAAAUUCCCAUCAUUGAUGCAGCCAACAAGCUUGGCUCAAUGGAAUUCAGUUGCAAUGCCUCCAUACCCGGCGACUUUUUCCCCUUGCAAGUUUCAUUUGUAUCGAAAACCACUUAUGCUGGUAUCAAUGCUCUGGAUGUGGUUCAAGUGGAUGGCGAGGCAUCUGUCAAGUAUUCCAGCGAAUCGAUUUUGAUUGUUGAGAAAUAUGAAAUCGUUUAGAAUUAAAUCUACUUAUAUAUAUAUAUAUCUCUUAUUAAAUGCAUAUUCAUAUAUACAAACACACACACACACAAGUAUACUGCUGUGUGUGUGUGUGUGUUCACCCAUAUGUAUAUAUGAUAUGUCUAUGUAUGUAUAUCCUAUGUAUACUUAGUAUCUGCCGUAAAAAAAAAAAAAAGAUAAAGUAAUCCCUUUUAUUUCAUUUGAUUAUAUUCGUUUGUCUCGCCAAGUAAUUCCCACGUUUAACGGUUAAAGAAUGAAAUCUGAUUUAUAAUAUUAUACAACUUAGCUAUGAAUAAUAAUAAUGAAUGAAAAAACAAAA